This is a messenger RNA of Cynara cardunculus var. scolymus (artichoke), 1166 nucleotides long. RefSeq names its product pre-mRNA cleavage factor Im 25 kDa subunit 2-like. Lineage: Eukaryota; Viridiplantae; Streptophyta; Magnoliopsida; Asterales; Asteraceae. The record is from RefSeq and is a predicted model, not a curated record. Bases 99 to 701 code for a protein of 200 amino acids. Gene Ontology annotation, molecular function: mRNA binding. Gene Ontology annotation, cellular component: mRNA cleavage factor complex. The transcript has 7 exons.
UUCUUUUCUAGUCUUCGUACCCUCAGAUCAAAGAGACCCACAACAGCAAUCCCUUCGAUCUUUCAGUCUGUGUUUGUGCGAUCGAUCGAGAGAAAAAGAUGGUGACUUCAUCAGUCGUAAACACAUACCCUCUUUCAAGCUACUCGUUCGGCACGAAAGAACCUAAAAUGGAGAAAGACACUUCUGUUGCUGAUCGUCUUGCUCGUAUGAAACUCAACUAUAUGAAGGAAGGUAUGAGGACCAGUGUUGAAGCAAUCUUACUGGUGCAAGAGCAUAAUCAUCCCCACAUUCUACUUCUGCAAAUCGGCAACACGUUCUGUAAACUUCCUGGUGGUCGACUGAAGCCGGGAGAAAACGAAAUUGAAGGCUUAAAAAGGAAACUGUCAAGCAAACUUGCUGCUAAUUCACCUAAUAUGCAACCUAAUUGGCAGAUUGGUGAGUGUGUGGCUGUAUGGUGGAGGCCAAACUUCGAAACUAUUAUGUACCCAUAUUGCCCUCCACACAUCUCAAAACCUAAGGAAUGCAAGAAGCUUUAUGUUGUACACUUGUCAGAAAGAGAGUACUUUGCAGUGCCUAAAAAUCUGAAACUUCUUGCUGUUCCACUGUUUGAACUCUACGAUAAUGUUCAGAGAUAUGGACCAGUGAUUUCAACUAUUCCGCAGCAGCUUUCGAGAUUUCAGUUCAACAUGAUUCCCGCAUAAAUAUGCAUCCGAUUCAUGCCAUUUUACUUCGAGAAAACUUAAAUUAGUAACGAGCGUUCUUCAAAAGUUAUCGCAUUUAUAGAACCCCAUCCAGAGAUUAAGUCGAGUUCAUUGAUAGUUUGUUGUAGUUUGUAUCUUACCGCAGAGUUAGCCCGCAACAUUAAAGCCUUUUCCUGAAGCAGAAAACGGUUGAGUGAAGCGAUUAUGCUUCAGUAACUUGUACAUUGUGCAGUGAAAGUUGUACUUUGCUUCGGGUUCUACCGUUUUUGUUUCGGGAAAAGGCUUCAGUGUUUUGUGUUUGUUUGUAGUUCCCUCUGUUUUGGUAGAGAGAUAGUUGAGACCAUUGCUUUAUUUAUGAGGGAUAGAGAUUAUCAUCUAUUAUGACUUGUACCUUAUGCAUUGAAGUUGUACAUUGCUUGAUUUUCUGUAUUUCAUGUUUAUGCAAAAAUAUCAUUUCGGAACCAA